Astyanax mexicanus (Mexican tetra) is the source of this 9986-nucleotide messenger RNA. Its product is annotated as clathrin heavy chain linker domain-containing protein 1. The coding region runs from base 252 to 2012 and encodes 586 amino acids. Lineage: Eukaryota; Metazoa; Chordata; Actinopteri; Characiformes; Acestrorhamphidae. The record is from RefSeq and is a predicted model, not a curated record. The transcript has 11 exons.
UAUAAACUCAUGGAACGUCAAAUAUUCGUACAUCUAUAUAUCUAAAAUAAUAGUAAAAUACCUUGAUUCACAGAAACGUUUGAGUUAUUCGAACCAAGGUAACAACUAACUACAUUUCCCACAAUGCAUCCGCGGUUACCGUGGAGACUGUAGCGUUACCUAGCUUUAGAUGUUCUGUCAGUGGUUAGCAGAUUAGCUAACUUUGAACAAUUUUAAAUUAUGCUUUAAAACAAGCUGUUUAUAACAAAGUAAUGGAUGUAAAAGGUAAAACUGAGCUACUCUUCAGGACUGCUGCUGACAGGGAGUUUUUGGAGUCACUGCAGCAGUUUAUAUGUGGAGAGAAGGAGUGCCUGAGCGGCCCUGAGCACAGAUACAACAUUUAUAAAGCUGCUUUUGAUAAGGUAAUUGACCAUGCUACACUGUACAAAAUGCUUCUUACAUCCAUCAAGAAAGAAUAUGAUGAUUUCAUUGCUGCUGUAAAAACUAAUAACCAAAGAUCAAAGCUUGCUCAUAAAAAACUAAAGGCCAUGGAAACUCAACCCACCUCCUUAAUGAACUUUCAGAGAAGAGCUGCACAACUUCAGGACAGAAUUGCUGUUAUACAGAGAGAUACUGCUGAUGUCAGAAAUCAGUUACAAGGUCUUGAGGAGAUCAGAAAAAAUCAAUUGGAUUCUCCAAAGCAGGAAACUUUAGAUAGCCAUGAACGAAAUCCUGUUGGACAGAUACCAGGCCUUACAUUCAGUGAGUCUUUGAAUCCUGAAGCCCUGGAUAAGCGUCUGUUGUUCUUGAAGCAAAAGCGAGACAAUCUUCUAAGUAAAAUAAAGAGCCAAUACAUUCCAAGGCAGGAGAAAGAUGCCCUGGAUUUCAAAAUGAGGACCAGUCUGAACCAAAGAGAUGCACUUAUAUUAGAGAACAACAGACUGCAACGUCGAUUUACACAGCUGACAUGUCUAAGCAAGGCUCUGAGUUCCUGGGAAAAAACAUCAAGUCGUCCUCCUCUGCUUGAGUUUCUAUCCUCCAAAUUAGAGCAUGUCUCUGAAAUGAAAGUCUCUGAGACUGACAGCUAUGUCAUCAAAACAGACGAUGAGUUUGAAGAAGAUGAUCCUGAGAAAGUCCACAAAUCAAAGCUUUUGUUGGACUACAUUGAAAGGUUCUCAGAUCUUUUUAAUUCAGGUGAAUACGAGGCUGCCGCUUAUCAUGCUGCCAAGUCCCCUCAUGGAGUCUUGAGGAACAUGGAGACCAUGAUGAGAUUCAAAUCUGUCAGUGUGUAUGAGAGACAGCUUCCUCCUGUACUGCUCUUCUUUCAGGCUCUGAUGCUCUCAGCCCAACCUGGAAAGCAGGUGCCAGGAGAGAGGAUGUCUCUGGAGGGGGUCCGCUGUGCUCUGCAGUACAACUACAUCCAGCUGGCUACUUUUGGAGUCACCCAGCAAAGGUUAUCGUACAGUGAAGAAUUAGGGGAUAUGAUCUGUAACCAUGGCGACAAGGACCCACGGAUAGCAGACACUUGUUUGGCCCUAGCCCAGAUUAUUUUCACAGCCUGCGGUGCUGUUAAGAAGGCAGUGCUCAGCAUGUGCAGACGAGGGUUGACCAGCGGUGCCUUAGAACACAUUUACAAGAACAGAGACUUCACAGUAGAGGACCUCAUAUUUGUGCUGAGGGAAUGUCCCAGUUUGAGUCUGCUAGAAGAUUUGACUCAGCCAUAUGGGGGGAACCCAGCCCUCCUGUCUGUGGGCUUUAUCUGUCACUACCUUCUCAGUGCUGGCCUGGAGGACCUGGCCUUUCAGCUAUUAGAGAAGAUUUACACUGAUGGACAAGGUGCCCUACAGCAGACCAUCCUGGAUGACGUCAUGUGCAGUGCAGAGGGCUGGAGUGAGAUUGCGGCCCGCUGUGUUCAGAGGGAGCGGCCUCAGCUGGCACAGGGGAUUAUCUCCACCCUGCUGUCCCAGCCUGGAGCAAUGUGCCUCCCUCAGGAGCAAGAGAGUGCCAAGCUGAUGGAGCAUGUGUUCGUGUAGGGGACUGGCCAGAAGGUGGAGCACAAGCGUCAGAUAGAGCUGAGUCAAAAUCUAAAAACAAAGCAGAACAUUCCUGUUUGAUAGUACUUGAGUUAACUUGAGUUUAGGGCCGGUAAUGAGAUUGUUGGACAAAAAACAAUCUAGCCUAUACAAAUGUUAACAUAUUUCUUACUAAUUCAAGUCUAUAAAAUUAACUGUGUAAUUAGCUCUUAGCUUUUCCCACUCAGCAUCCCUAUGCCUGAGUGGGAAGCCUAAUUGGGCACCAGAAAGUUUUGUCUAGGGGUUCAACAUGUUGGGCCCACAUAUGUAUAUCAGUGAGGGGACCAGGGUGCUUAAAUAUGGGCCCCAUAUGGAUGGCCUCUGCACAUGGGAACUGUUUGGGACCAUGAGAGCUUAGGUGGGCUUUAAUGAUAGGGCCCAAAUGGGAAAACUAGGUCCACGUAAAAACACAAGUACAAACCCACAAAGUCCCACAUAAGAAUAUCGGCUGGGUUAUUAUAAAUUCAUGGUCCUUUGUGACUGUGACUGCCCUUACUGGUUUUACCCAUGUACAGUUAUAUAUGUCCUGUAGUAUGCUAUACAGUGUCAGAAAACCAUGAAAGCAAAUCUAUUUAAAAUUACUUAACACAGUUUAAGGCCCAUUUUAAUUAUUAAUGUCUGCGGAUAACACAUUACACUAAACAUACCUUGACUGAUUAGCUACAUUAUAUGUAGUAAAAGAAAAACAAUCUAUGCAUCCAUGCAUCUAUGAAACAUGGUGGCGGUGGUAUAAUGUUCAUCAUUAUACAAGCAUUAUACUAACAGUGCAGAUGACACUUUUUUUCAAACAAUGCUCCAUACAGGCUAAAUGGAAAGAUGAAUGUGUGUUUGUGCCACCAACACUUUCUCCAGUUGAAAGAUCUGUGUCGCCCUGUCUGUCUUUGUGCCGUGAUGCCGCCGCUCUGGGAGGACGCAGCAGUCGGAAGAAAAGGCCAGCCUUGUGACGGCCCACACACACAGUAGACUCUUUGUUGUUGAGCUGAGCCACUAUGGUAACAAGGCACAUGAAAGCAAACGGCGCCCCCUCAGUCCACAAACAACACCCACAUUCAGUAAUCACGGUUUCCCAGCACCCCUAAAAAACAGUCCUCACCAUACUAUCUGUACAGGCUUUCUCCCUGAAAUAGAUGGAUCCUGCCUGCAGCUUCAUGAUGAUUCUUGUUUUGUUGUGAGAGAUGAUAAUCUUGUGAAGAACCUUCACUUGACGUAAAGGUCCUUUAUCACUUUAAAGGCUCUUCAUAGGUCUCUGUUCCAUAGAAGUAGUUCCUCACUGGCAUCAUUUCAAAUCUUCUACAGCACCUUUGUUAUUAAGAGUACGUGCACAGAGCGUUUACUGAACAAAUUGUAUGCAUUAAAUUAUGGCCUCUUUUCCAGUGCUGGGCCAGUGGUUACUAACAUUUCCACACCGGUGCUGACCUAUUAGUCUGUGAUGAAACAGUGAUGAUAAGCCCUGUCCCAUAUCAUUAACGCAGUGUUAGCAUGCCAGCUACAGGCCUCAUCCCACAUUGCUACAGCAGUGUUAGCACAUCAGCAAUGGGCCCUGUCCAACAUCACUACUUUAGUGUGAGCAUGCCAACUGCAGUCCUCAUCCGGAAUUGCGAUUAAACAACACUAGAUUAAACAACUAUGAACGUGAGUUUACUUAAAACAGUAAAAAAAUAAAUAAAUAAUAAUAUUAAAAAAAAAUGGACUAUCAGAUCAAAGGACAAAUAAGAUUAAGUAAAAUAAUAAUGGUUAAAGCAACUUAGUCAUGUUAAAAAAGAAAAAGGAAGAUUUCAAAAUUGUAACAAAAAUAAAAUAACUGUUUUUAUUAGAAGAUGUUCUAAAUUAGUAUAAAUAAUACAAGAUAAAGCUAUGCCCUGCGCCUCAAUGACAUGCAUUAUUAACAAAUAAUGUAUAGUGAAUUAAUUAUUUGAUAGACUUAUAUAGACUCUGAUAGACUUAUAUAGAUUAUCAGUCUGCUCAGGGUUUCCUAUGCAGGGGGAGUUGGGAUAGAAGGAGCUAUUGUACAAGAUGCUGAUAAAUGAAGAAAAGGGUGUGUGUGUGUCUGUGUGUGUGUGUGUAAGUGUGUGUGUGCGUGCUGUCUCAGCUCCUGGCUGUUCAGCUCACAGUGGUCCUUAUUGAUUUUCUGCAGCAAGGGGAGCCGAGCCGAGCCUGAAGCUGCUGCUGGGUCAGUGUGCUACACAGUGCAGCAUCACUGCAGCCUCACCUCAGCUCACACAGCGCUGCCCGGCCCUCCGUCCAGUUUAGCCUAGCCACUGUAGCAUCACUUGUUUGUUUUUCUCACUGCAGCUUUUAUUCUUAUUCACUUCCAUCCAUAUAAAAAGUUGGGAUGCUAUGUUAAAUGUACAUACAUAUAAGUAAAAGCAGAAUUCAAUGAUUGUAUUUACAAUAGAACAUACAAUACAUCCUAGAAGUUUAAAGUGAGACGUUUUAUCAUUUCAUGAAAAAAACACUAACUUGAUUGCAGCAACCUGUCUAAAAAAAGACUGGAAAAUUAAGUGGCUCUAAUAAAAUGUUAGGAAUAUCAGAGGGGCCUAUUAUAUUUGCAAAUCAUUCUGUUUUUACAGUUUUUACACAUUUAACAGUGUUGGGGCUGUUUUGCUUGUGUUUGAAUUGUCCUCAAAAAGUGCCAUUUUGUACAAAACUAGUAGUUGUAUUGUGUGAAAACUGUACACAAGCUAGCCUGCUAACAUGGGUGGAAUAUGGGUUAGGUGGGUUCCAGUUGGGUUCCUGGGAGUUAUGGGGGUUAUGAGAGGGUUAAAAUUAAAUAUUAAUAUUCUAUUCUAAUAUCAAAUUUACUGACUUUUGGGUUUUUAUUAGCUGUAGGUCAUAAUUACCAACAUUAAAAGAGCACUUAAUAUAGAUUAGUCCAUAUGAGUUUCACUUGUUGAAUUUACUUUUUAAUGAUAUUUUAACUUGGUAAGAUGAACCUGUACAUCAAACUGCUUAAUGUUAAAUUAGUGAAUUGGGGCAUUCACAAAACAUUUGGUGUCUAAUCCGCUCUUCAUUGUUGGUUUGACACUAUUGCACUUUUUUAAAGAUCAGGCUUUUUACUGAGACUUUUGAUCUUGUCCUGUGGUUCCUGAAUCCAGCCAUGUCCAGGCAGUAGCCCUGAAUUGCUCUCUUGCGCGUCAGCCACAGCGUCUGCUAUGUGAACUGAUGUGACUGUCUAGGGAACACAGCCGCCGGCCAAAGCGCAGCCGACCAGCGCGGGGCCAUUGUGUGGCACAGACACAGAGAUUUUUGAAUCAUCGAGUCAUUUCCAGCCUCUUGUUCCAGCGAGCGUUAUUUAAGGGUUUAGCGCCUGGGUUUAGCGCAGAAUUAGCAGUAUUAUUAGCUUUCUAUUCCUGAAGGUUGUCUAGGCAUUUGGGUAUGUCAGAGAAACAUACAAAGGUUGCAUCAGUCAGAGCUGCUUUGAUGGUCGUUGUUUUGCUUCGUAAUCUGCUCAUCAGGUCAGUUUUAAAUUUAGCCUUUGUAGUACCUGUCUGGUGCGCAUCCACGUUAUUUUGGUUUAUAGGGAUCAGAUAAAUGCUAAUAUUGGCUUGUGCAGAGAAUGGAAAAUAGCUCAUUGAUUCCCAGUGCAGCUGAUCGAGAGAGUGAGAACGCUUUAUGAACCCCUGAGUCAGGGCACUAAUGGAUGGCCUCUAGAAGCCUAGCCUAGCUUCACAAUCGUACACUGCUGUUGUACAGUACGUGCUGUGCUUCUGUUAUCCAGGAUCCGGUACACACAGGAAAGGCCAGAGUUGGGUGUGAGGACAUUUUUUCUUGGCCAGUGUGAAGUUUCCUAUUCCCAUUUCUAUAUUUCUAUAUUUUCUAUAUUAUGUGAAGAUUGAACUGUAGUGGCUAAAACAGAAAGCAUCAUAACAUAGGAUACCAUAGCUUUGUAUGGUAACAAGAACAUUAUAAUGUCUUAAUAGAUACUGUUAAAUGGCUGUUAAAGCCAUAGAACAGAUAGCCGCCUUAUUCUUAGCCUUACACUUCCUUGUUCACCAUUUAUUGGAGUGUGGAGGUACUGUGUGCUCUACAAUAUUACUGAUGAGCAUAUUGGAAGAGGAAGUUUGUCUCAGAUAACUAACUAAAAUACUGUUAUAGUGCUUUGACAUGGGCUUAAUAGCUGAUGUAUGUAAAUUUUAGAGGAUGUAUAAAGAAAGUGAACAGUAUUACAUAAUGUUUAGGGUUCUGUAAUAGACCCACUUUACAGCUCUAUUUCGUUUAUGAUGGCUUUGCAUUUGAAUGAGGAGCCAACAGUGUUUAGGGUUCACAGUAUUUUAAUGCCAUGUACCAAGCAAUAGCUUUAAACUGUGCCAAAAUAUACAGUUUUCAAAUGAAAAAGACUCAUGAUAAAAUAAGCCAUGCCCCAGUUCUGAACAUAGAUAAAUAAACAUUUCAGCUUUUAUCUAACUUGAGUUGUUUUAUGGCAUCUAGAAUUGAUCCAUUUAGAAAUGAUCCUAAUGAGCAUAAUGUCUGGUUUGCAUAACAUGCAGCCUUAUUUUGCAGGUCUAUAAUAAAUGUUGGAUGAUAUAACUUAUUUUGAGCUCCAGCAAAAGCAACAAAGAGUUUUGGUCCCAUAGAGAGUUUGUGUGAAAACGACUAUCGUAUAAAUCCAGCCACAGUCCUGGACACGUGUUUAUUUCAGUUGGGUUUUGAAUGUGGUUUGAGAAGAGACUACUUAUUUUCCUGUGGUUCUGAGUGCUGCUUCUACAUGGAUUAGUUCCCUUUAGGCCCCAGUGACUCAGAGUACGAAUAGUGAAGGUUUGGAAACUGUAAACUGGAAAUGAGACUUUAUGUUUUCAUCAUGCGCUUUUACUUCUCAUACAAACGGUAGGAAAAGAAGGUCAGUGCCAUUUGAUAGAAUUUACACUGUAGUCUCUUGAAUCUGGCUUUCAUAAAAGCUUAGAAUUGGUAAGAUUCUGUAUUUGUGAGUUCUGCAACCUGAGUUAAUGGUCAAUAAGAAAAGUAAUUCAAUUAAGUAGUAUUAGUUACCCAUUAAAUGAUUGUCCACUGUCAAUGAUGGCACCAAAAGACACACUUUUUAAAUAAAAAAAAAUAUAUAUUAUAGGUUUAAAUCUGACAAAGAUGUUAUAUUUUAUUCAGAUAACCAAAUUAAAAUGCAAAGUUCCCAGACCAGUCAGUGCCAGAAAGCAGUAGCCUAUUUAGCGUUAGCUAAUUAGUUGAUUAGGUAAAGUAAGUGGUUUGCAUUGGAGUUUUACACUGCAGCAUAUAAGCAUUGAUGUUAAAAAGCAAAUAUUUAAAGUUAAUUCAUACAGUAACUUCUUUAUUUUAGAUCACUUUAGUGGUUUUUAACUUGUAUUUACAAUUUUGUUAGGAAACACAUGCACACUUCCACACAUCCUUGUUUGGGAUCAUAAAUGGACUUUUAGUUUGUGUUUCUUUAACAUUUGAAGGUGGAUGUGGAAGCUGGUAAUGAUGUCCCACCCUAGUUGUUCCAGUUAAACAUUCAGAUCAUUUAUUCAUUACACUAUUAAAAAUAAUUGCCAAAGGAGUUACUUUACAUUUUAUGUGCCAGGUUAGCAUUGUUAGCAAUACCAGUUGAUUUGAUGUAUGUUGUGUAUCGAAGAACCAAAGAAACAUAAGGGUUGACAGAUAAGGACUGAUUUAUUUACACACACAUAGAAAGAAAAAUCAUAAUAAUCUGUAGAGUAUAAUUCUACAGCUUUUACUACUGUUGUUAUGCAGUGCAGCCAUCUUGAGUUCCGAUCUUGGGGUUGUUGAUGCUCUCCUGACAUUUCAAGUAGGAAAUCCAACUUUGUUCUAGUUUAAAUUUCGUACUUGGACCAUGGAAAUUCUGACAUUCAAGCCCAAAUGGAACGCAUGAUGAAGAAAUAAGGGUUAAAGGAAGGGCAGAAAUAAGGCAAUUAUAGAGCACACAAAACCACUAAACACAUUUUCUUCAGUAUUAAUGAAGGUUUUUGGUAAACAAACUAAUUUGAUUAUUAGAUGGAAUUCCCCUUUAAGGCUGUUUGGGUUGGCAUGCUGCCUGGUCAAUGCACCAAGAGAAUGCACAUUUAUCUUGUGUACAAGGUUAAAGUCUCACAUAAUCUGCCUCUCCCACAUCAUUCUCUAUUAAACACAUUUGUUCUUUCUCCUUGCACUCUGUUAUAUACUACAUAAUCUAUCCUUCUUCUCCAUAUCUCUCAGGUAUGCUGUAAUUCCAUUAUUAGACAUCCUAGCCAUCUGCUUCCUACCUAUUGCAUUGAAAUACCUUUUAACUGUCCAUUUGUACAGUUUUAUUCUAUCUGACUUUCACUACAGAGAUUUCUGUCUCUGAACAACUGAGCCUGUCUAAUUAGCCUUAAGCCACUUCAGCUGUCUCGUCUCUAAACGUAGUGUGGUUGUACUGCAGAUUUGGGAACAGGAGCAACGAUGCAAUAUGAUACUUAGUCUGACUUAAACUUGAGCCAUAGCACAGCCUUAAAUCUAUCAAGGAGCCUAUAUCAAAACAUUAGCAGUGCCAUGGAGUCCAAAUGUUGAGCUGGACAGUGUUUAAAAAAAGUUAAGUAUAGUCUUUGAGCUGGCUGCUCAAGUCCUUUUGGUACUUUUAAACUUCUCAUAGUGGGUUAACAUGAUCAUUUAGCAUAGCUGUCAAGACUUUUAAAAUAAUGUAUUAUUUUUUUGUUUUGUUGCUGUACCUUUUUACUAUACUGACAAAUAUAAAUGAGCCUAGUUAUGAUUGGCAGUCCUAUUUUGUGUUUUGUUUUAAAAGUUUCUAGGCUGUAAAAGGGUCAGCUGUAGGCUGACUAUAUAUUUACUACAUGAUUACUAUACUAUAUGAUUUUUUAUCAUAAAAACAUACUCAAAAUGAGCAGUUUGCUUAUUACUAAUAUGUAUGAACCAUUUCCAUUGUCUUUUCUCAUGAUCUUCUGAGCUCUCUCCUUCCCUUAGAAUAAAUAAAACAGUAUAUAUUAUGCUGCAUCUGUUCUGAUUGGUUUUGUUUUAGGUAAGAUAUUUUUUCAUCACUUUCUUAUAAUCUCUUAUCAAGCAGGCCGCCUUUUACUCUGCCUGUUAGACUAGCAUAUAUAAAUAAAUAGCCUUUUUUCAUGUUUAUUUUUAUUCUUAUUUUUUAAAGCAAUCAGGGCUAUACAAUGCAGUACUUGAGCCGGGAAAACAACUGCUCGUGUAUGUGUGUUUUUAAAUGUACAAUGACCUUUUUUUUUUUUUACUAAAUGAGCUGUUGCCUUAGUAUCUAUAUGUAUGGACCUUUCCUUGAUAAUUUCCAUUAUGGUCUAUUAUGGUUUAAAUUGGCUAAUUUAAAAAGUAGCCCAGACUGAAACACUGAUAGAGUGGUGCUAAAUUGCUCAGUAGAUCUAUAUGUGUACAGUAAAUAAAUACAUAACACAGUAUUUAAAACAGGCAGCGCACACACACACAGACACACACAUAGCAUAACAUUUAUAAGUACAUAACAUUACAUACAGUACCAGUUGUCAUUAUAUACUCAUUUGUAUUUUUAGAGCGGUUUGUGUACAGCACACACAGUAAAACAGAUAUUAUCUGUUGGAAAGGAACAUGUGCUGUUUACUUUCAUCACGGCUUAUGAGUCAUUCUCUGGUCAUUCCUAAAAUCUGGGGUCAUCACAGGCUAUUCUCUGAAAAGCCCAGAGGAGUACAGUACCGCCCUCAUCUUUAUGCCAGUGACUGUGCAGUUUUCUCAUUGGAAUAGCGCCAUCUCCCAAGUCUCUGAGCCCACAGAAAUGUCUGGAACACUUCUCUUAUCUGUGAAGAAUGAUAGCAAGCCCUGUAGAUUUGUACGCCCGAAUCCUGUCAAGGCCUGUCCUUCAAGAGCUGAGCACCUUUUAGUUUGUCUCUGUGUACUGCCCAGCCAAGCAGUCCACACUGACUUAAAGUGAAUUUCUGUAUUUUGUUUAAAAUGUAAUUUUUUUUAUCUCUUUGGGGUUAAAACCACCUCAAUUUA